AUGCGGCCGCAUUGCCCAUUAUUGACACUUGUUGUCUUCUGUUGCAUUCAGCUGGUCGCUUCUCAAGAAGAUCAGGAACUACAUCCGCAACCAGUAUGCUCUGUUAAUCAGAUAUUUAAUGGAAAAAAUUGCGUAUGCGCUCCCGGUUACUUUUCGUCGCACGACAAGGCGUCUAAAUCACGAUGUGAGGAUGAAUGCGAAGAGGUUUAUUCGACACUCUUCACUUACGGUACCUGUGUGAGCAACAUUUUUGCCAGAAUGGAACCCGAACAGCGACCUGACUGUGAUUUGAGAUGUGGAAUGCGCGUGCGCACCUUGGUUUCUGUCGGAACGAUUCUUGUUUUUGCCGCUUCGAUAGCUACAUUGCUGUUUACCUUGCCGAUGUGUAUUGCAUCUUGUGCUUCUUGUCUCAACGCCAAGAAGGCAAAUCGGAACGCAAAACGGGUAUUUGCGGAAACUCAAGCCGCACCGUCGAAGGAUACCCAAAUGCAGACGUUGUCUUAUAAUCCAUACGCUUAUUGGCCAUAUUAUGGUCGAGGCUGA
Messenger RNA from Enterobius vermicularis (human pinworm), 543 nucleotides. The record is from the annotation of a GenBank genome assembly. NCBI's taxonomy places the organism in Eukaryota, Metazoa, Nematoda, Chromadorea, Rhabditida, Oxyuridae.